This is a messenger RNA of Durusdinium trenchii, 407 nucleotides long. NCBI's taxonomy places the organism in Eukaryota, Dinophyceae, Suessiales, Symbiodiniaceae. The record is from the annotation of a GenBank genome assembly.
AGCGACACGCCCGGCGCGUGAAUCGCCGCGGAGCAGUCGAUGAGCGGAGCAGAUCGGAGACAAGCGACGGCAUGGAGGAGUAUCAGAGAGUGACCGGCAUCAUCGUCGCUUCCUUGAUGAUAUGCAUUGGCUGCAGUUGUUUGGCCAUUUGCACCUGUUGCGGCUACUUCUGCCUCAACGGCGUCCCGAAGCGCUACCACGCCACGCUGGAGGCCUUUGUGGAAGAGCUGCAGCGGAAGGAAUAUCUGCCACGGCUCAACGACGAGACGCCAGGCUCAGAUGAGACAGAGAAGUCCGAGCUGCCGGAGCUGGAGGAUUUGGAGCAAGUGAAAGAUGCGCGAAUCCUUCACGCGGUUUAGAUCAUGUCAGCAACGGAUGUCAAUGGUGAUGUUGCAGGUGUUCUCAGU